This is a messenger RNA of Phytomonas sp. EM1, 1213 nucleotides long. The record is from the annotation of a GenBank genome assembly. Lineage: Eukaryota; Euglenozoa; Kinetoplastea; Trypanosomatida; Trypanosomatidae.
UCAUAGUAGGUGAAGCCUAGCAUUGAAAGUGGCUUUCAUGUGAGCAGGGGUGUUUGCAAUUAUUAAUUGUCGUGUAUGGUUUCUUAGGCGAAUGUUUUCUAGAUCGACAUUGCAAUAUGCGACCAGGCAGACCCUCAAAUAUCGUACGAAACUGCGUCAUCGAUUUCGCACACCGACUGUUCUUCCCAUCAAGCAAACGAUGAAGCAGCGGGAGGAGACAAUCAAAGAGGUGAUGAAACGGCGCAACAUCAACCCUCGCAAUCAUAAGGUCUACCAAUAUGUCGAGCAACGUUUAUACUCGCGCGGCUCUCGACUGGACCGGGAAGGGCUCAAUCUUAAUACAGUGUAUGCGCUCCAGGGCCUGGGCGAUUUGGAGCCGCUACGGGGCAGUCGAAACUUCGGAUUUUCCGAGAAGGAGGCACUGAAGUAUAAUUCCCCAUCCGAGGCCGCGAAAUACGAAGCCCCCCCGAUCCCGUACACCCCUCUCGCAGCACGGAAGUUGGCGGAAGGAAAGUUAUGGCCGCCUGCGCCGGAGCCGACGGGGAUGAUCAGCUGUGAGGUGCGUUUAUUGCGGGAUCGAUCGAACAUGUCACCCUCCGCGCAGCGUUUCGCGGAUAAAAUCGCCUAUCACCUCCGGCGCUCGAUUAAAGCAUGCCCCGCGCAUAUUGGCGAGCGUAUCGACUUCUCCCAGCUGAUGAUUCAAGAGGUGAUCGCGUCGCGGCGGUCGCGGGAGAUUUACAUCGUCUGGGCGACCGUCGAUCCGGGGGCGCGUUUCGAGAUCGAGCCUUGUUUGCAUCGCCUCAAUAAUUGGGUGCAGCGGUUGAUUCUGCAGCGGAUUAAAACCCGCCCGAACAUCCCCCACGUGCACUGGAUCUUCGACGGCGGUCGCCUCGAACGGGAGCUUCCGCGGGAUCUACGAAACGAGUUGGAUAGUCUUGUCGGGGAGACCACGACCUCAUUGCAAACGCGCGUGCAAUAUCUCAAGGAGUUGGAUACCAUCAACCAGCGAAUGAAAGGCAUCCCGUGGUUUAUGCCCUACCUGUGGAAUAAAGAGGCCAAGGCGGAGAAAACGCGGACGAUGCGAAAGGAUCUGGAGGAGUAUCAAAAACGCCGCGCCGAGGCGAAGGCCGCUCAAAGCGAGCACGAAAAGGCCACCCAAUCGCGCCGGAGUGUAGCCCCACAGACGGCACCACCGCCCUCGUACAUUCGCUGA